Messenger RNA from Cricetulus griseus (Chinese hamster), 800 nucleotides. The record is from RefSeq and is a predicted model, not a curated record. Lineage: Eukaryota; Metazoa; Chordata; Mammalia; Rodentia; Cricetidae.
GGGCUCUUCACAUGGUGUCUGGCCCCACAACUCUACCUUGGCUUGGCUUGGAGCCAUGAGUCAGCUUCAUCUCCACCCAAGCCAAAUCAAACCUGAGGCAGGAGCCGAAACUCACAGUCCCUCAAAGCCUAUAGCCAGGUGAUGGAGGACGAGGAGAAGGCAGCGGAGAGCUUGAUGAGCAACAUGGAAGCUGCUCAUUCUCCAUCGCCUAUCCACUGCUGCUGGCUCCGCCUCCGCUACUUGGCAGCUACUAGCAUUAUCUGUGGCUGUUCUUGCCUGGGAGUCAUGGCUCUUGUGUUUGCCAUCAAGGCAGAAGAGCGGCAUAAGGCAGGCCAGUCGGAGGAGGCCAUGUACUGGGGGGCCAGGGCCCGGAGACUCAUUCUGGCCAGUUUUGCUGUCUGGUUUGCUGUCCUUGUUCUGGGUCCCCUGCUGCUGUGGCUACUCUCCUACACCAUUGCACAGGCUGAGUAACCCUGGGUGGCCUUUGCUGAGAGCCAGUCAAGACCUGGAUCCAGUCCAACAGCGCGGCAGUGCUCAGUUCUGGUGACAGGAGUGGUUCGUGGUUCUUCCUGUCUGGAAGGAUGUUGCCUUUCUCGGGAGCCAUUGGAAGAGCUCAUCUAGGCUAUUCAAAGCACCUGAGACUUCACGGGGAGGUCAGCCUGCUCUGUUCUUUCAUUACCCUCUGCUUUGUCUCCCCUGCCCCUCCAUCCUAGGAGCCUCCAUUCAGAGAAAGGGUUGAAAACCAGGCUUGAUUUUUAUUAGAAGUUGUUUUGUAAUAAAAACCUUUUUUGGUGGUGAAA